AUGCUGCAGCAGCUCCACCGUUCACGCUUCUCCAGGACUAGCCUUCAGAGCUUCAGCAUGUUCUGCCAAAUAUCGACCAUGAGUGUAGAUCUUGGUCACUUGAUGCACGGUGGUGAAAAGGAGUUCACGGUGUUAAGUGCUAUCACCAUGCUGAGUCGGACGAUCCUGAAGAAUGAAGACUUUCACGAAAACCAGAACACAUCAGGAAACAACAACUCGCUGAGGAGCAGAGCUGUGCAGAACAGAGAGCACGAGAGGCCAAACCAGGAGGAAAAACAGGUCACCAUUGAGCAGGAUUCUCCAGGAAACAAAGAAGAUGAAAAGGAUGACCAAGAGACUCAUCAAAAGGCUAUGCAGGAGAAAGGAGUUCAAAGUGACGACCACCCUGGACCCAAUAGCUCUGAACCUGACCAGACCAACAAGAAUGACGCCUAUGCAGACAGGCGGGGAGUUGUGCUAAAGUAUCUGGAAAGGAAGCAUGGUAGAGUUCGGGAUUUUUAUCAAAAACACAAAACCACCCUUCAGUACAUCUUCUGGGGCAUCUUAUUAGCAGGUUGGCUGGCUAUGGUGAUUUCCGCGUGUGUGCUCAACUUUCACCGAGCCCUUCUUCUCUUCGUGAUCACCGUGGCUGCCAUCUUCUUUGUGGUCUGGGAUCACUUUAUUCCCAAAUAUGAGCAUCAAAUUGAAGGGCUCCUGUCUCCUGGCAGAGAGUUUCUGGAGAGCCAUUGGUUCUGGCUGAAGUGGGUGAUUUGGAGCUCUCUGAUCCUGGGAGUUGUUUUCUGGCUGAUCUUUGACACCGCCAAACUGGGCCAACGGCAGUUGGUGUCCUUUGGUGGGCUCAUAGUGUACAUUAUCCUGCUAUUUCUAUUUUCCAAGCACCCAAGCAAAGUUCGCUGGAGGCCUGUCUUUUGGGGAAUUGGGUUAGAGUUUCUUCUUGGGCUCAUAAUACUAAGGACGGGCCCUGGAUGUUGGGCUUUUCAGUGGUUGGGCAACAAAAUUGAGACCUUCCUGGAGUACACAGAUGCUGGUGCUUCCUUUGUCUUUGGUGAGAACUACACAGACCACUUCUUUGCAUUUAAGGUCCUGCCAAUGGUGGUUUUUUUUGGUGCCGUCAUGUCCGUGCUCUACUAUCUUGGACUGAUGCAGUGGAUCAUUAGAAAGGUUGGAUGGCUCAUGCUGGUUACUGUGGGAUCAUCUCCUAUUGAAUCUGUAGUUGCUGCUUGCAAUGUAUUCUUUGGAUACACGGAGUCUCCACUGCAGAUCCGGCCAUAUUUACCACACCUCACCAGGUCCGAGUUCCACGCAAUCAUGACCACUGGGUUUGCUACCAUCGCAGCAAAUGUCUUUGGCACAUAUGUUUCUCUUGGGAUUUCACCCGCCCACUUAUUAACUGCUUCAGUUAUGUCAGUGCCCGCGUCAUUGGCUGUGGCUAAACUCUUUUGGCCUGAGACAGAAACACCUAAAAUAAGCCUCAAAAAUGCCAUGAAAAUGGGAAUGAGUGAUUCAAGGAAUAUCCUAGAAGCAGCAUCACAGGGAGCAUCCGCAUCCAUCUCCCUGGUGGCAAACAUCACUGUGAUUCUGAUUGCUUUCCUGGCCCUGUCGUCUUUUGCGAAUGCAGCCCUGUCCUGGUUUGGAAGCAUGUUUGACUACCCACAGCUGAGUUUCGAGAUGAUAUGCUCCUACAUCUUCAUGCCCUUUUCCUUCAUGAUGGGAGUGGACUGGCAAGACAGCUUUAUGGUUGGCAAACUCAUAGGUUAUAAGACCUUCUAUAAUGAGCUUGUGGCUUAUGGGCGCCUCUCAAAAUUGGUGAAUUUACGGAAAGAGGCUGGACCCAAAUUUGUGAAUGGUGUGCAGCAAUAUAUGUCGAUUCGUUCUGAGACAAUUGCCACUUAUGCUCUCUAUGGCUUUGGCAAUAUCUCUUCCCUAGGAAUAGCGAUCGGCACAUUCACAUCCAUUGCUCCUUCCAGGAAGCGUGACAUCGCCGCAGUGGCAGUGAGAGCUCUGAUUGCAGGAAUCAUCUCCUCCUUCAUGACCGCCUGCAUUGCAGGCAUCCUCUCCAGCACUCCUGUAGACAUCAACUGCCAUCACAUUUUAGAGAACGCCUUCGCCUCCGGCUUACCUCAAAACACAACCGAUGUGGUGUCCUGUUGCCAGAACCUAUUGAGCAGCACUGUUGUCACAGGUCCCGGGGAGGUCAUCCCAGGAGGAAACCACAGCCUGAAUUCUUUGCAGAACUGCUGUGAAUUGUUGAAGCCAUCGACACUGAACUGCACUUGGAUCCCUGAUGCAUUUUGA
Equus quagga is the source of this 2295-nucleotide messenger RNA. RefSeq names its product solute carrier family 28 member 3-like. Gene Ontology annotation, biological process: purine nucleoside transmembrane transport; pyrimidine nucleoside transport. Lineage: Eukaryota; Metazoa; Chordata; Mammalia; Perissodactyla; Equidae. Gene Ontology annotation, molecular function: purine-specific nucleoside:sodium symporter activity; pyrimidine- and adenosine-specific:sodium symporter activity. Bases 1 to 2295 code for a protein of 764 amino acids. The transcript is spliced from 20 exons. Gene Ontology annotation, cellular component: membrane. The record is from RefSeq and is a predicted model, not a curated record.